CUUGGAAGCGCAACGCUGCGAGUAGCAAACACUGAUAUUACCAACGUUGCCGUCGUCACCGACAGUAUUAUCAAUGCUACUGCGGAGAAAAGAGGCACAUACAUGCCAUACAUGGUGUGUCUUGUCGGUGUCGGUGACGGUGAGGAUUGUCAUCCGGAACGGUGCUGUAUAAAGGAACUGAAGUGCUGUGCGGGAAAACUGGGUGGUGGCCGUUGGCCUAGCGCGCUGCCAUUCCUGGAUUUGUUUAUAUUUUUUGGUAGCAACGGAAGGAUCCAUUGA
This is a messenger RNA of Gongylonema pulchrum, 279 nucleotides long. NCBI's taxonomy places the organism in Eukaryota, Metazoa, Nematoda, Chromadorea, Rhabditida, Gongylonematidae. The record is from the annotation of a GenBank genome assembly.